Molecule: messenger RNA, 2250 nt
Organism: Arxiozyma heterogenica
Lineage: Eukaryota; Fungi; Ascomycota; Saccharomycetes; Saccharomycetales; Saccharomycetaceae
Gene: RQC1
Product: Rqc1p
Exons: 1
Coding region: 1-2250 (749 amino acids)
Biological process (GO): rescue of stalled cytosolic ribosome; ribosome-associated ubiquitin-dependent protein catabolic process
Cellular component (GO): RQC complex
Source: RefSeq, a predicted model, not a curated record
AUGAGUUCAAGAGCAUUAAGGAAAUUACAAAACGAUGAGGAAUUAUUAGCUUCAAUUCUCUCCAAAUCUACAUCUCCUGCACUUUCUAAUGACGUAACAGACGAUGAAACUGUUUCAUUAUCUAAACCAGCGCAACCACAAAAUAUAUUUGCAUUAAUGAAUCAAGAUGAUGAGGAUGACGAGAAGGAUUUGGGGACUGGUGAUCACGAUAUUUUUAAUACUAAAAGUGAAGUUAAUCACAGAGAAAACCCUCAGGUGGAUAACAAAAAAAUCAAUGUACCAGUUAAAAUAUACUUGCCAAGUAAAUCUCAAAAAUCUAAAAGAAGAUCUAAAAAUAAGAAAAAACAUGAGAAUAAAAAUAAAAAACAAUCCAAGAAUGGUAUUAGCAAUAGCAUAAAGGAUGAUGAAGAGUUUGAUAAAUUAUUAUUGCAGUACCAAAAGAAAGAUAUUCAAAACCUUAAAAAUUUAAAUGGCACUGGAAAUAUAAAUCCUAACAAUAAUGAAGACGAAUUUUUUACCGCGUCGGAGUCGGAAACAGACAUUAAUAAGUUCAAUUCUACAAAGAAAGAAUGGUUUGAUAACUAUAAAACCCCUAAUGUUAUUGUUAAUGAGUUGAAAUAUGAUGUAGGUUUUACAAAAUUUCCAAUAUCUUCUCUUAAAGAUACUAAAUUUAAUACAGAUUUUAAAAAAUUGGAUCCACAUACUGAAUUCAAGUUGCUAUUUGAUGAUAUUUCCGUGAAAUCCUUAGAUGAUAUUGAUUCUUUAUCAUCAACAUCGAUCUCUCCACAACAGUUGAAACAAAUUCAGAGACUCAGAAGAUUGGUUAGAAAUUGGGGUGGGAAAGAUCAUCGGUCUGUUCCUAAUGGACCUGGUGGUAAUGUACAUCGUUUACAAUUUACAAAAGUAAGGAAUGAUUGGUUGCCAACUCCAAGAGGGGAAUUAGCCAUGAAGUUACUAACUGAUUCUGAACUAUUAGAUUGGCAAUUAUGGCAAAGACCAAUAGACUGGAAAGACACUAUUCAAGAAGAUAUAAAUCGAUGGAAGAAAAAUAUUAAUUUUUAUAAAUUUGAACCUUUGAAUGAUGAACUAAAUAGAAAAGCAAUGAUAGAAUUCUACUUAAAUGUUAUUACACACCCGGAUCAUGAAGCAUUAAUUAAUUUAAUUGCUUCACAAGCCCCAUAUCAUGUACCAGGUUUAUUACAAGUAGCAUUGAUUGCAGUGAGACAAGGCGACAAAUCUAAUACAAAUGGUUUAUUACAAAGAGCUCUAUUCGUAUUUGAUAGAGCUUUAAAACAUAAUAUACUUUUCAACUCUACAUCAUGUCAAUUACCUUAUAUUUAUUUCUUUAAUAGACAAUUUUAUUUAACUAUUUUCCGCUACAUAUUAGUGUUGGCUCAAAGAGGUGCAGUAGCCACUGCUAGUGAAUGGACCAAAGUGUUGCUUUCUUUAAAUCCGAUGGAGGAUCCAUUAGGUUGCCGAUAUUUCAUGGAUCAUUACUUACUUUUAUCCAAUGAUUAUCAGUAUAUUAUUGAACUUUCCAAAUUACCUAUUAUGAACUGUUACAAAGAAUGGUAUACAUGGGGGUUUUCUAUGGGUGUAGUAUUAAGUUAUUUAAAACUUGGAGAGAUUGAAUGUGCAGAAAAUGAAUUGUUAAAAUGUUUUAAACAACAUGCACCAUUGUUAGGUCAAUUAUACAUAGAAAAAUUGGCAGGGGAUGUUACUCUAUUAAAUGGAUUAACGAUUGGAGAUAAUGCAUCGAAUUUAAUCGAAUACAAGGUAUAUUUAGCUAGAUUUUCACUUUUAUGGAAGUCCAGUAAAGAAUUAACCUUUUUACAUAAUAAUUUGACUAAGUUAUUCACACACUAUAAAGAUGAUAAGAUUAAGUUAGCAGCUAGUAAUCUAUUCAGUGGUAAUAAAAUAGAAAUUGAUAAUGUAUUUUAUAUUAAAAAUAUUCCAAUUAAUUUAUUAAGGUUUGCGAUACUAUCAGAAGAAUCUUCAGUUAUGGCAAGUAUUCCUUCUUUUGUUUGGUCUGAUUAUGAAGUUUACGAAUUUGAUGUUUUACCUCCGCGGCCAAAUUCAAAAGAAGAUAUAUAUGUAAUUGAAACAGUAAAAAGUUUUAUUGAUGAAAAAGAUUUGUUAAAUGCGCAAGCUAUGAGAGCACAGGACGAAGAGUUGAUGAACCAAAUUAGGCAGUUGUCCUUAAAUCAAUAUAUUGAAGCUAAUGAAAUGAAUCAAUUUUCAAAUGAAUAA